Messenger RNA from Syngnathus typhle (broad-nosed pipefish), 4821 nucleotides. Its product is annotated as nucleotidyltransferase MB21D2. The record is from RefSeq and is a predicted model, not a curated record. The coding region runs from base 133 to 1650 and encodes 505 amino acids. The transcript is spliced from 3 exons. NCBI's taxonomy places the organism in Eukaryota, Metazoa, Chordata, Actinopteri, Syngnathiformes, Syngnathidae.
UUUGCUGAUGUGCAUUUGAUUUUGGAUGCGGUCGGUUGCUGUUCGUCCGUAGUGUUAACGCCCGCUUCGAUUCAUCAUCUCGGGCAGCAGCAAAGUGUGAAAGACCGCUGAAAUCCCUGUGGAGAAGGAAUUAUGGCCGCCCCCGCUCUCUCCAGUCGCGCCGGCUCUGCGGGAAGCCUCGGGAACAGCCCAACCAUGGCCGCCACCGGCAGGCUGCCCCACGGCAGCAGCGGCGUCGGCCCCGAGUUGGACUUCAGGUCGGCGGCCCGCAUGGAGGACUUGAACAGGCUCAUCCAGGAGUUCAGCAAACACGACCAGCGCGAGUACGACGAUCAGCGGGCUCUGGAGAUACACACGGCUAAGGAUUUCAUCUUCUCCAUGCUAGGAAUGGUCCAAAAGCUGGACCAGAAGCUCCCUGUGGCCAACGAGUACCUGCUGCUGUCGGGUGGCGUACGCGAAGGCGUGGUGGACAUGGAUCCGGACGAGCUGAGUGUGUAUGCGCGUGGUGCCGACUACGACAUGGACUUUACGCUGCUGGUACCGGCGCUUAAGCUGCACGACCGCAACCAGCCGGUCACGCUGGACAUGAGGCACUCAGCGCUGGGACACUCCUGGCUCAGCCUGCGGCUAUUUGACGAGGGCACCAUUAGCAAGUGGAAGGACUGCUGCACGGUGGUGGAGCACAUCAGCGGAGCAGCAAACUACUUCUUCUCGCCCACCUUGGUGGCCGACUGGUUCUACCAGGCCGUCUCGCUGGUGCUUCUGGAGGUACAGAAGAAGCCGCAGAGGGGGGUACCCCGAGUGGAGAAGGUGGAGCGCAACGGCACGGUGGUGUCGGUCAUCCUCGGCGUGGGCAGCAGCCGCAUGCUCUACGACGUCGUCCCCGUGGUGUCCUUCAAGGGCUGGCCGGCCGUGGCGCAAAGCUGGCUGAUGGAGAACCACUUCUGGGACGGCAAGAUCACAGAGGAGGAGGUGAUCAGCGGCUUCUACCUGGUGCCCGCCUGCUCGCACAAGGGCCGGCGGGAGAACGAGUGGCGCCUGUCGUUCGCCCGCAGCGAGGUGCAGCUGAAGAAGUGCAUCUCGCCCGGCCUCAUGCAGGCGUACCAGGCGUGCAAGGCCAUCAUCGUCAAGCUGCUGUCACGUCCCAAGGCGGUGAGCCCCUACCACUUGCGCAGCGUCAUGCUGUGGGCCUGCGACCGACUGCCCGCCAACUACCUGGCGCAGGACGACUUCGCCGCCCACUUCCUGCUGGGUCUGAUCGACGACCUGCAGCACUGCUUGGUCAACAAGACCUGCCCCAACUACUUCAUCCCGCAGUGCAACAUGCUGGAGCACCUGUCGGACGACACGGCCGUUCUGCACGCCCGCAAGCUCUCGUCGGUGCGCUCCGACCCGGCCGAACACCUGCGCACCACCAUUGAGCACGCCAAGGCCGCCAACAGGCUGACGGUGGAGCUGCAGUGGCGCGGCAGCACCGGCAACCUGCCGUCGCCGCAGUCGGACGCGGGCGGGGAGAACCAGCCCGACGACCGCCUGGCCAAGAAGCUUCAGCAACUGGUCACGGAGAACCCCGGGAAGUCCAUCUCGGUCUUCAUCAACCCGGAUGAUGUCACGCGGCCGCACUUCCGCAUCGAUGACAAGUUCUUCUAAACUUUUUUUUUUGCCGCCCCACAUUUUUGCCACGGUGUCAGUCAGGUGUCUAUUUUAUAGUCUUCUUAGUUCUCCUCACUCACUGUGUACUUACCUGCCGGAGGCCUUCAGAAUGACAUCCAUAAAGUCACCCGGAGAAAUCCUUCGGGAUGUCCGCUCUGCUUUCAGGCUGACAUCUCCUGCCUGGAGAAAUCGAAAAGGAGCCGUGCACCCAGUUUCAUCCACCCAAAGAACCCGACUUGAACUCUGAAAUGAUCCUCUUGGAUUGACCACCCUGAGCGAUUUACCUGGUGUUGUCCACCCACUUGCAAAAAUUGACACUCAACCUGGCUGAAACUUCCAAGAGAAAUGGACAAUUUCACUUUGACAAAUUGAGCUGGAGAAAUCGUCCGUGCAAACGUCUGCCGGGGGAAAUCCAACUGACUUCAAUCGGCUCCAAGGAAUCCCACCAGGACCUUCACUUGGCUAUCAGGGAUGCUGUGAAAAGACACCAAACUGGUCUGCAGAAAAUCAAAACGAUCCAAUCUACACCAAGUUGCUGCGUGUUCACCCAUCGGAACCACAUCACGAUGCCCGUAGGUCAAGUCGUCACGGCAACAAGAGUAGUACAAUCUUUGUUGUUCAGUGUGGCGCUAUGGACUAAAAGCAUAUCUUCUUCUCCACAUGUACAUGUCAAACUGCUAGACUAAGAACGAGAAUAUUCUCAAAACGUUUUCUUAAUGAGAAACUAAUCAGCGAGAAAGAUUUCUCAUCUUAAUUACAAGUGCUAAUUGCUCGGCACUCACGAUCGCAAUUUCAUUAUGUUGUCACACACUGAAUGUGAAAUGGCUUCUUAUUUUGCAAACCACAAUGUCUGAAUGUAAAAUCACACGCUACGUUUAUAACUCCAUUUGGCCUCCACGUGAAGCUGUGGGACAAAUUUGGAACUUGUUUUCUUUUCAAUUCCACUUUGGAACAGCAGCUAGAUGACCACCUUGAAGCUUUCCCCCCCCCCCCCCCCCCACUGUACGAUUGUCAACAAGCAUCUUUGUUACAAAAAAAAAGGAAAAAAAAGUCGAUUGUCUGGACGGUACUCAAAUGUAAAUAAUCCCAAGAAGCCAGAACGGUACCGACUACUGCUUAUCAUCGAAUUCAUAUUUUGCACAGAAUGUAAAAAAAGCACUAACCACACUCCUCUUGAUUGUAGUCACGCUCGUGAGCCACGGUGCUAAAUACACUACUUUGUUUGUGUGUGUGUGUGUGUGUGUGUGUUAGCCUACAUGUCAAUGAAUAUUUCCGUUGGUAUGCGUGUUAGCAUACUUGUAUGUGUUGGCGUGUAUAUGCGAGGGAGCGUAUGUUAGCGUACGUACAGUAUGUCUGUCAGCAUGCAAGUGUUAGCGUCCACACGUGUUAGCAUAUGUGCUGGCGUGGAUGUUUGCAAGCGAGCAUUUAAGAGCAUGUAUGUGAAGUGUGCAUGUUGCUGCCACAAUUGUGUUAGGAAAUGUGUGUGUUAGCGUCCGUGUGUUUGCAGGGCCUUUAGCGUGUGUAUUAGCCACACUCCGAAACCACAUUCCCGCUUUGUGAGACCACCGCUAACUUGUUCACACGUUCCUGUUUGCAAACAGGCCUCAUUUUGAAAGUGAGUUUGUCUAAAUACUGAAAUUCUUUUGUGAGCGAGACAAAACAAGCUGUGUUUUAGCUUUUAUUUUAUUUUUCAAACAAGAAUGAUUUGAAUCUCAAACUUGGUUCACUUUUCCAUAUACAAUGAUACCGUGACUCACAAGUGGCCCAACCUUGGAGUUUUUCUAGGUACAAGCCUGUGCUUGCUUGAUUUACUUAUUUAUCUUUGCUGGUCAAAAUUUGAGUUAAGCUUCAGAUGAGCCGUGACUUAAGUGAAAAAAAAAAACCAUUUGAAUAGUUUAGGUACCAAGAAUCCUUUGAAAUACCAUGUUGAGUAGUAUUCAAAAGACGCCUUCUUCUGUGAACAUGUAUCUUCGUCACAAUGCUGCCUACUAGUGGCCUGACAUGCUUAUUACACUUUUUUUUUUUUUUUUUUUUUUAAUUGUGCGUAAAAAAUCGAAAGCUGCCUCCCCGUUCGCACGCACGCGUACGAUCAACGCGGCAGGAUUGGUCUUUAUGCAAACACUGGGGCUCAGCUUUGAUUGUACGUCCAAUCCGGGUUUUACCGCCGCAUUUGGUACCCGCUGCUCGUCAGCACUCAGGUUUGAAAAUCUGCUGCAUCGUGACAGAAUGUUCCUCGUAGACAACGUGCACUAAUAUCUCCUCUAUCUUGGAUUGUUGUUGUUUUUCCACUGCUGCAGCUAUAAAUCACUUCUUUUGUAUGUUUUAUUGUGUUAGCUCCAAUAUCUGCUGUAUUUUGUGAACUUUGUAAAUUCGUUUUUGUUGAGCCUCGAUGACCUGGAUUUUUUUUAACAUUAGUAUAUUUUGUGAUGUUUUUCUUUGUUUUUGUUCAUUGUUGUCGACAACCAGCUCAGACACACCCGUUUAUCAUGUACUGUCUUUAUUUAAUUAUCUCAUAUGGGCAAGUUUACCAAUUAUUCAAUUUAAGAAGUAAAUCUAUUGUAUAUUAUACUAACUAUACGGUGAAUGCAUCCGUUAAUUAAUAAGCAAGAUAAAUCACAAAAUAAUCUCAUUCAUUAACUCAAUUUAAGAGACAGCUACAUAAAUGCAACAAGCAUUAUGACGCUCUCAAUAAUCUAAAUGCUCCCGGGACUAAAUUCUUCCUGAGCUGGUUGGUUUGAACACAAUUUUAGUUUUUUCAGCUGUGAAAUACGUGUUGUGAAAAGGCUGGAAAAAAAAGAAUCCAGCAUAUUUGUAAUACUACAAAGAAAAUGUAAUUGUGGUCUUGCGAUUCCCAUUCCUUUUCCCUCAAGUGCAAUUAGUGGAAAAGAAAAAAAAACUUUCACAAACACGCAAUGUAUAACCCUCCACACCACUAACAACAUACAAGUGCCCCCCCCCCCCACACACACAAACACACAAACACACACUUGUGGUUGGUUGCGACGUAAUCUGUUUAGUGCUCUUUUGUUGUUGAGAUCAUUUGAACUGUGAUUUCUUGUGUUGCUGCUCUGCCCUUGAUUUCUUUAUGCAAACGUCACCAUGGAGCAAGGCUCCCACUCUUCUUCACUGUACAGUAGAGUCACUCACUAUAAAGUCUUUUAACAACAA